AUGGUAUGGGAGGUAAAGGAGCUGCGUCACUGGAUGUGCCAGUGGAGCGCCAUCAACGACAGCAUUAUCCGGUUCUCCAAGAUCUCCCAUGCACUGCACCCGUUUGCUCUUCCAAGCAGUAGCAGCAAAAGUGGCGGAGACGCAACAAUAGCAGGGGCACCAGCAGAGCGAGAUAAGGGGGAGGAGACACGGGGAGCCGAGGCACCUGUGGAACCACAACUGGAAGAGGAAACAGGAAAAAUAUCCGCCGAGGCUGCAGAGGCUCUCAGCAUAUCAGUGCUGUACGCGCGCGUGUAUUCUAUGUUAUCCACCUACAGUAAGGUGGAGUACUGGUCGAACGCUGUGGUGCUGCAGCACCUCCUCGCCUCCUCCAUUCAUGCGUGGGUGGAGCAGCUUUGUGCGUGCAGUGGUGGCCGGCUGCGCGUAUGCCCCGACAUUGCGACAGAGGAGCUGGCGCCGCCGUGUCUCUCGUGGACAUCCGCUGUCAUGGACAACGUGUGGGAGGAGGCACUGCAGGCCAACUGCGAGCCGUGGAGGAAGUCGACGCGGGACGUGGCUGUGGCAGCGAGGCGCACUGUUGCUGCAUCUUCCGCGCCCAUGCCAGCGACAUCGCAUAAUGAUGAGAAUAACGGUGUUCCCCUUGCAAUAGAAAACGAGGUGGAGAAAGAAGAUACCGCGGCUCUGCAUGCCGUUGUUAGUUUUGCCAUGCAUUAUCAUCGUAUGCGCUGGCUUCUGAAGGUUGUCUUUCUGCGUGUGGAUGUUGAGAUGAAUGACAUUGCAUGGCGUAUUCUGCGGAGUUGCGUGUGUGCGACGUUGGCCUACAACAGUGCGACGAUACAGAGUGUGCUGUGCCGCGCCGCAGAGCGCUGCGUGAGGAGCUCCAUAGACGGCGGUGCCAAUCCGCUGGGGCCCCCUGGGGCAGUCGUGUCAGGGGCGCUGCAGGACAGCGACGUGUGCCUCGUCUCACGUGUGCUGGCGAUGCUGGAUGACUGCCGCGCGCAGGACAUCACCCGCGGCGUCACCGAAAGCGUCGAGCGGCUCGUGCAGCAGCAGGGCUUCACACUGGCGUGCGCGCGGCUGGCGCCACUUAGCGAGUCGCGCACCACUGAGCGCGUACCCACUCUGCACGACGCCUCAGCGGCGCUGCAGGACUGCAUGCACACACUCCGGCGGCUGCGCUCUGCGACACUGUUGUACUUCGGCGGCACGUCGCACUACAUCGACGAGGUGUCGGAGCUCGGCCGCGAGCGCGCCGCGUUGGCGGCACGCGCCUUCACCGUGGGCUUCUGUCACGGCAGUGUCCUGUUGAACUUCGUGGAUGCGUGGGCCCUGCCACUCUGGCAGCGUGCCUGUGAUGAGGAGCAUGAACGUCUCUUUUGCGCCACCAUACAGGCGGGUCUGCCGCGCACCCCAGGCACCGGCUCCGACAAUAACAACAGCAACUGUGAUGACGAUGAUGGUGCCCGCAGCUCUGUUGUAUUUCGUUCCUUCGACGAGGCACUCUCACAGUUGGGGGAGAUAGGGGGCAGUGGUGGCGGUGGCGACAGCCUCAGCAACAAUUAUAACAGCAGCAGCAACUAUGGGGUGUUGCCACGGCCUGGGCUCGCGACGCUCAUCUUCUUCCUUAGCCCCGAGGCAAAGCUGCUCGCCGAGUUCGAGGCGCACUUUGCAGCAGCGGUGCAGCGGCACCUAGAGAGUCUCCUCGCGGUGGCGCACAACGGCGAGGUGGCACUGCGCUCCCUCCCACGUGACGUGUACCAGCGCUGUGUGUUCUUUAUCAAAAUGACAAACCACCUCCUAGGACCUAUUGUCGCGGCUGGCUGUGACAGCGCUUACGCAGCACUGCGUGCGGUGCGAAAGGGUAUGCAAUCUUUCUUUGUUGGGCGCGAGCCUUGUGUGAUUCUCACACUCGCGAGUGCGCUCCACACGCAGGUUGUUGGGGAGCCUGCUGCUGCUGCUGCUGCUAGCAGCAACCAGGGCGGCGACAGCAAUAUCGGUUGUAGUAGUGGUGGUAGUUCCCACCUUGAGAUCCUGGAUACGAUCCUGGAGCUCGUGUCCCUCCUCCACUCGAAGGACCUCUUCGUCGAUUGCUACUGCGGGCUGUUGGCACCGCGGCUCAUGGCGAUGCAGCGGGUAGGCGAGUUGGAUGUGGACACGGAGGUGAUAUCUCGACUUGCGGUACGCCUGGGGGAGUCUCUCGCGGCGGAGCCGCUGGCGCUGCUGCGCGACGUGCGUACGAGUAUGGCGGACCCGCGCUGUACCAUGGUGGGGACGGAUGAGGCGCAGCAGUUCGGUAUCAUCCGUCAGGUGCGGGUGUUGUGCAGUGCGCGGUGGAAGCGGUACGUCACCGUGACGGUGACGCUCUCGGAGAUGCAGCACUCCUUCGAGCGCGAACGGUGGUUCGACACGGCGAUGCUCCAAGCCCUACACGCCUUCGAGGACCGCUACGGCGGCUCACGGAAGAGCAGACACAGCAGUCCAAGCAGCGGCAGCGGGCGUGAAGUUCCCUCCCCCAGCGACCGUAGCGGUGUUUUCUUCGCCCAUAGUGGUCGCCUCGGUAACUACGAUGAUGGCGGCAACAAUAGUGGCAACGGAAAUGACAUCAGCAUCCCCAACGUGAAUGACGGCGAGGUGGACGCUGUGCGCGGUUUGCCACACACCUCGGGUGAUGCCGAUUCUGUGGCACCACCCGCAGCGGUCGUGCAGGCGGUGCAGCGGCGGCAACUCACAUGGUCGCUUGGCAGCGGCGCACUCACCGUCGUCUGCCACGCCGCUUCGCCGGAGGAGUGCACAGCCACCACAAGUGUACAGGUGUUGCUGCCGCCUGUUGGUCUGUUACUUUUGCAGGCGUUGCAGCGCCACGGCGAACGGGAUUGCUGCAGCUUCGAUUUCCUGCAUGGCUGCCUACCUGUGGCGGUGCCGAAGCCGCUGCUGGGCUCCGUGCUGAGCAGCCUUGUGCGUCACCGCGUCGUUCGCCGCUCACCGCCACCCGCUGCCGGUGCUGGCAUGUGUGCGACGUACAGCCUGCCGCCAUCCUUUGCCACGUGCAGGCGGCGGCGCGUCGUGGUGGCGGCUGCACCGGACGCGACGCACCACUGGGUGCCGCACGCGCAAGAGGCUGCCGGCGACCGGGCAGUGGUGAGUGACAUCGUUGAUGCGGAGCGGAUGAAAAAGCUCGAGGCGGGCAUCGUGCGCGUCAUGAAAUCGCGCCGCUGCCUCUCGCACGCGGAGCUGCUCGCCACAGUGGCGCAGAACAUGGUGACGCGGUUCGUCGUUACGGCGCCGAUGCUGAAGCGCUGUGUAGCACAGCUGAUCGAGCGGGAGUUCAUUGCACGGGAGGGCCGCGACACGUACGUCUACCUCGCGUGA
This is a messenger RNA of Trypanosoma grayi, 3369 nucleotides long. RefSeq lists its product as hypothetical. Gene Ontology annotation, biological process: protein ubiquitination. Bases 1 to 3369 code for a protein of 1122 amino acids. Lineage: Eukaryota; Euglenozoa; Kinetoplastea; Trypanosomatida; Trypanosomatidae. The record is from RefSeq and is a predicted model, not a curated record. Gene Ontology annotation, cellular component: cullin-RING ubiquitin ligase complex. Gene Ontology annotation, molecular function: ubiquitin protein ligase binding. The transcript has a single exon.